UGUGCAGUUGCACAGCAUAGGUGGAAUAACGUUAGCACUGAGGCCACUCCUGUGACAGUUUCAGCACCGCUUGUAUUGCUUUGCAGAAAGUGAGGAUGUAUUUAAGUGUGCAUGGGUGAAUGAUUUUGCUUUUAGUUUAGUUGUAGAGAAUCCAAUUUAACUGACAAUCGAACAUUACAGAGCCUAGCUAGCCAAGUGACAAAAUGGAAGAGGACCAGGCAGCGAGUCGUUACCAAGUGUUACACAAUGAGGACGAUCCCUCUGGAGUGUCCACCAGUCCUGAGGCGUCCACCUGCACCCACAUAGCCCCUGUGGAAGAAACCAUGCCAGUGGAGCCCGAGGCCCCACCUCCUCCUUAUGCUAGUGUCGCUUUGGGAGCAAGUGCACUUCCAGAGAGCAGCUUUGGGUGUGAGUUCCCUGUGCCACCCCCAUAUAGUGUUGCUACCUCCUUGCCCACUUAUGAUGAAGCAGAGAAUGCCAAAGCUGCAGCUAUGGCAGCUGCUGCAGUGGGGGUGUUGCAGCAGGAAGAAGUUUUUCACCCUCGAGAGGACUUUUGUGAUGCUGAUCAGCUUAGAAUUGGCAAUGAUGGAAUAUUUAUGCUGGCCUUUUUCAUGGCCUUUCUUUUCAACUGGAUUGGCUUCUGCCUGUCUUUCUGCCUGACCAACACUAUAGCAGGCAGAUAUGGGGCCAUCUGUGGCUUUGGGCUGUCUCUUAUCAAGUGGAUCCUCAUUGUCAGGUUUUCUGAUUACUUUAAUGGAUACUUCAAUGGGCAGUAUUGGCUUUGGUGGAUAUUCCUUAUUCUUGGCCUGUUGCUCUUCUUCAGAGGAUUUGUGAGCUAUCUGAAAGUGCGUAACAUGUCUGAAAGCAUGGCAGCAUCUCACCGAGCACGGUUCUUCUUCAUGUAUUAGUGGUGUCCUGGAGAGGGUCCCUGCUCAUCACUUCUCCACUGGAGUACCUCAAGGCUCUAUUUUGGGUUCACCUGUUUCCCCUUUAAAUCUAAUGUCUGGGUACUCUGAUUGUUUCCCUUAUUUUGUCAUCUCCAUGCAAUUUGUGUAUAGUAACAGUAUCUCAUUUCAUUCUCUUCUUUAUCUCACUGUUCUAACAGAUUUUAGCAAGUCUGUGGGAUCUCUUUUUGAAAGAAUUCCCUCCAGUUAAAAUGGGACAUUCCCGAAUCUGAAAAACAAGAAAAAAAAAGUCUCCUUAGUGCAUCAUCCCAUCUGCUGACGUUGCCAUAUAUCUUGAAUGUAUGUGUCUGUUUGCCAACACUUGUCUGUCUUCUGCAUGCUUUUAACUGAUGCAGAAUUCUGCUUCUUACUAUUCUUAAAAAAGCUUAGCUUUCUUCAUUUGGUGCUUGUUCCUGCUCAUAUUACAUUGCAUUCAACUGUUUGGACAGCAUUUUUUGAAAGACUUUGGAAGUUAUACAUUUGCCCACACACUGUACAUUGGGGUAGCUUUAAUGAAACUGAACAUUGUCAUAUGUUUUUAAAUAUUCUUUCUUCAUAGAAGACCAAUCUGCAGACGUAUUGGCAUCUAGACCUGUCAUAAUCACUUGUGAAAGUGGAAAAAAUCAAAUGUUGAACAAUCAUUUUAAGAUCAAAUGUUGCGUUAUGCAGUCCUUGUGUUUUGGACAGCCCUUACCAAACUGGAAAAAGAACACAACACAGAAGCAAUUUAUGUACCUAUGAUUGGGUAAACAUAAUCAAGUUUAUUGUGGAGGUAGUGGAGAGGUAACCAAUGAGAUAUAAGAGUCGAGACAUUUGUUAGGUAAAGCACUUUUACUUCAGAGACUUCUGAGAAAAAAAUACGAGUGUAUGAGUGUGUGUUUUUACAUUGUGAUGUAUCAAAAUUGGCUUUAUUUAGUGUAUUAUCACUACAGCAUAAUAAUUUCAAUACUACAGUCACAACAGUGAUUGUUUUGCAGCAUGUUUAUUAAUAAAACAUGGUUGUGCUAUCAUUUCUAUUUACCACAAGAUUUCCUGUGUGCAGCCUCAAAAAUUAAUGUGGCUCCUGCUUCUAAAGUGCCUCAAAAUCCUAUAAGGACUAAAGGCACUAUAGUAAUGUAUUUUGUAUUGUAUUUAACCAGGCUCAAGGGAACAGGAGCUGUCAAACUAAACUUCUCAACUGUAACUAAGUGCAUACAUUAAACUUGCUGCCAGAUAUUUCUAAGCUGAAAGGAGUAUGUUAAGUCACAGCCUCAUUAAUCUUCCAAAUUGUAUAUGAGUGUAAACAUGGACCUAUCAUGCGAUAUCAACAGGCUUCAUCUGUAUCACAGUUUCAAAAAAAGAGACUCAGAUAUACAACCAAGAAACUCCUUUCAAUUGUCCCUUUACCAAAUUUCUGAGUUCAAAUUAUAGCUUGUUGUCCUUUAUUUUUCCCAGUUAUUGCCUUGGUAACUUCCACAUUUUUUAUUCAGUAUGUAUGGACUUAAAAUUCGUAAGGAGAGUUUUCUUCCUGUGAUCCUUCAGCCAAUCUUUUAAGCUGCUCAUAUGAUCAUGACCGUGUAUGUCAAUAAAUGAAUGCACUAUAUACUAAUUACUGUCUAGGUUAUGACCGUCUUACUCAAAGUAGUACAUAUGUGUAUAGCAUUAGGAGUCUGUUUUGGAAUGGAAUUUUUAUUGUAUUUUUGCACAUUUUUUGUAAAGUCCCUGUGCAGUACUGUGCAAUUGCAAGAUGCAACAACAGUCAUUCUGUAAAUGAGUGGGUGGGUACGUUGUUCCCACCUUUUGGUAUUCUUCACAUUGAAAUUGAUGGAUGGCUUGUAGAUGGCACUGUGCAACAGGGCUAGCUGGGAAAGCUGUAAUGCAUUUUAGCUUGUAACUAUAUCUAUCAGUGAGCCAGUGUACGCUAAACUAGGUAAUAUCAGCCAGAUGAUUGCAGACAUUAGCAGUUAAAACAUAUAUUGUAAAUUUGUUUAGGCAAAAGGAUAAUCUUGACUGCAGGCUUUGGCAUGUGAGCCAACAGUCCAUUUGAAUCAGAGCAUGGCUGGUGCAUGUUAGUACAGUAGUGCCGAUCGUAUUAAUUGACUUGUUUUCUUGAUGUUUACUAUUACAUUGUAAGGCAUACAGACUCCUUGGGUCCUCCUUUGUAGCCAGUGGUGACAGUUUGAAAAUUUAACAACAAUAAGUUGACUGUGUUGCAUCAUAGAUGUGCCAAAUGUGAAACGACAUGUACAUGACUGCACAGGGACUUCAUAUAUCAGUGUUGGUUAUUUUAAAAUCAACAC
Megalops cyprinoides (Indo-Pacific tarpon) is the source of this 3223-nucleotide messenger RNA. RefSeq names its product NEDD4 family-interacting protein 2-like. The transcript is spliced from 8 exons. NCBI's taxonomy places the organism in Eukaryota, Metazoa, Chordata, Actinopteri, Elopiformes, Megalopidae. Gene Ontology annotation, cellular component: perinuclear region of cytoplasm; Golgi apparatus; endoplasmic reticulum. The record is from RefSeq and is a predicted model, not a curated record. Gene Ontology annotation, biological process: vacuolar transport; ubiquitin-dependent protein catabolic process; positive regulation of protein ubiquitination. Gene Ontology annotation, molecular function: WW domain binding. Bases 204 to 908 code for a protein of 234 amino acids.